This is a messenger RNA of Amyelois transitella, 636 nucleotides long. RefSeq lists its product as uncharacterized. Lineage: Eukaryota; Metazoa; Arthropoda; Insecta; Lepidoptera; Pyralidae. The record is from RefSeq and is a predicted model, not a curated record. The transcript is spliced from 5 exons. Bases 1 to 636 code for a protein of 211 amino acids.
AUGCAUAAAGUUUUGCUUCUCGCGCUUCUACUUUAUAAUGUCGUCGCGUUCGCUACGAGACCUGGAUCAGGAUAUGACUACGACAAUAAUGACCUUGAUGGUAAUAAAAGGCAUGCGCUGCUGGACGACAGAAGGACCUGGAGGAAAAAGGCGUUGUUGAAAACAAAUGACUUAUCGAGAGACUUCGAUGACAGAAAAAAUCACGAAUAUUCUGACCGUUAUUCAGAUGAUGAUAUGAAGAUGAGUGAUUCUGAAAGGCAAAGAGAUUUCGAUUCACCCAGUUUCAGGGGACAGAGGCGUUAUGAUGAUCCUGACAAAAUUGCGCCACCAAGAAGUAAUGAAUUCGCACAUCCGCCUGCACCAUAUUAUGGAGAAAAAAUUGAGCCUGAGAAAAAAGCUGCAUAUGUAAUGAACUGUGAUAGGCCGCAUGAAAGAUACGAAGCGUGUUUCGCCGGCUGCGCCGCUAUAAGUUGCGACAACCCUCGGGAGCGCCUGCGCCCCUGCUACCCUUUCUGUGAGCCUGGCUGCAUCUGCGUCUCCCCUUUCGUAAGGGACGAGAGGACCCAUAAGUGUGUCAUGCCAGAUGAUUGUUCCAAGGGAUUGAAAGGCGUUCCUGAUCUCGGAGACGAAAUAUAA